This is a messenger RNA of Camelus dromedarius (Arabian camel), 1145 nucleotides long. RefSeq names its product fatty acid binding protein 7 (gene FABP7). Lineage: Eukaryota; Metazoa; Chordata; Mammalia; Artiodactyla; Camelidae. The record is from RefSeq and is a predicted model, not a curated record. Bases 421 to 819 code for a protein of 132 amino acids. Gene Ontology annotation, molecular function: fatty acid binding. The transcript has 4 exons. Gene Ontology annotation, biological process: fatty acid transport. Gene Ontology annotation, cellular component: cytosol; nucleus.
UCUGAAAUGGCUUUUGCCAAGUUUUCAAGCUGAACCUGAAAGACCCUUCUCAUUUUCCGCUCCCUGACUCCAGCCGCAUUGAGUCUUUGCACAGAUUUCUCAGGCAGAAGGGCUGCAGCGUGAGGAUUGGGAGGAACUCGACCUACUCUGCUAACCCAGUGGCCUGAGCCAAUCACAAAGAGGAUUGGAACCUCGCUCGAGCCCCCCUUCCCAUCCCCUGCCCCUGCAGCAGCCUCCAGGAAAGAGGGGCACUGGAGGGGUGGGUUCGCAAUUCAAAUCCCUGGCUUUCUGCCCGCCUCUUUUCUAAAUAAGAAGGCGGGAGCUGCUGUGAGGUGCAAAGGGAUCUUCCGAAUUGCACUGGCAAGAUCCUUGCCUCUGCCUCUCUUACCUGUUUCUGAAGCUAACGGGAAAGGGGCAAGGAUGGUGGAGGCUUUCUGUGCUACCUGGAAGCUGACGGACAGUCAGAACUUUGAUGAGUACAUGAAGGCUCUAGGUGUGGGUUUUGCCACUAGGCAGGUGGGAAAUGUGACUAAACCAACAGUGAUCAUCAGUCAGGAGGGUGACAAAGUGGUGAUCAGGACCCAAAGCACAUUCAAGAACACAGAGAUUAGUUUCCAUCUGGGAGAAGAGUUUGAUGAAACCACUGCAGAUGACAGGAACUGUAAGUCUGUUGUUAGUCUGGAUGGAGACAGACUUGUUCAUGUGCAGAAAUGGGAUGGCAAAGAAACAAAUUUUGUGAGAGAGAUUAAGGAUGGCAAAAUGGUCAUGACUCUUACUUUUGGCGAUGUGGUUGCUGUUCGCCACUAUGAGAAGGCAUAGAAAGCUUCCUGAUCUGGGACUGGAGAAGUUCUAUAAUGUUUCUGUUCACUCAAAUCUCAGUACCACACUGCUAUUCCAGCCCGGCUGAUCUCUGAUUAGAAGGUUAUCCCUGGCAUGGAGGUGGACAAUGAUGAUUUAAAAACUUGUUUUAAAAACCUGUUACUGCAAGCCAUCAAAACCAAUUUUGAUCUGCACAUUUAUCACAUUUUAUAAUUUCACAUUAAAGUUUUAAGUUAUUUGUUUAAAAAAAUAAAGAAGUGAAUACAUUCUAUAAUUUUCAUUGGAAAGCAAAUCAAAUUGGAAUAAAAAUGUAUACCCAUGAAAAA